AUGCAUUUCAAUCUCCCCUUCGUUGCUACCAUCGGCCUUGCCAGCGCAGGUCUCCUCGAGACUGCCACCAAGAGAGAUGAUACCUGGGGUGGCAGCGUCUCCCUCGGACCCUCCAAGUCAACUAUCAUCAACGCCGUCACUACAUUGAUCCCCGGUGCUGCGCCCGCAACCCAGAACGGCGAGCUCUUCCUUUGGCCUGGAAUGUCCAACGGAACCGGUGAUUUGGUCCAAACCACCCUUGAAAGCUGGCCUAGCAACGCCUGGUGCGGAGCGACAACCGGUCAGUGGUGUGUACGCGCCAGUGUCUUUGGAAGCUUUGGUCAGCUCGACGGCACAGGUUCCGCCGUCAGCGGAACUGACCAGGUGCGCAUCGAGUACAACCUGGAGUCUGAUGGACAGACCUGGAAGCAGACUGUCACCAAUGGCCAGACCGGUGCCCUUCUUUCCACAUACUCCCAUGCCUCGGGACCUUACAUGCGGGGCUACGGAACCGGUACUGAGUGUGACGAUAACUGCUCCGGAACUAUCGCUGCGCAAAAGUACUUAAACACUGUUAUCACUCUUGCUUCGGCUGAUACUACCUUCGGUUCGACUAUUGCCAAGGCUGGUGGUGCUACUUAUAGCGGACUGAGCUCCAGCCAGGGCGGCAAGGUGUGGACUAUCACUGAGAUUGACGUACCUGCCAUGGACUAA
Molecule: messenger RNA, 693 nt
Organism: Penicillium soppii
Lineage: Eukaryota; Fungi; Ascomycota; Eurotiomycetes; Eurotiales; Aspergillaceae
Exons: 4
Coding region: 1-693 (230 amino acids)
Source: RefSeq, a predicted model, not a curated record